UAAACAGACCCAUAACACAUUUCUACGUCGCAACUUCUUGUUUCUAAGUGGCUACUUUUAAUCACAGUUUUGAGUUUUAACUGGUCUGGGAGCAUGUUACACAGUUGUUGUGACCUUCCUCAGUCUAUUAGCGCGCAGGAAUCGAUACUACCCGGUGAGGACUGUGGUGGAACACGGCCCCGAGCUUGAAUUGUGUGGGCGUCACUCCCACUGUGCUCGGUCAUGGCUGCGUAUCCGGACGACUCCUUCCCUUAUCAGGGUCUUUUACCGAAGAAAGAGACCGGCGCCGCGUCUUUCCUCUCCCGAUACCCAGAAUACGAUGGAAGGGGUAUUCUCAUUGCUAUCUUGGACACGGGAGUGGACCCUGGUGCACAGGGACUCCAGGUCACAAGUGAUGGAAAGCCAAAAAUAAUUGACAUUAUAGAUACUACAGGAAGUGGAGAUGUGAACACAUCAACCAUCGUGGAGCCAAAAGAUGGGAAAAUUACUGGCUUUUCAGGAAAAACCCUUGAGAUUCCUGAAAGUUGGAUAAAUCCAUCAGGAAAAUAUCAUGUUGGUCUCAAAAAUGGGUAUGAUAUUUUCCCUAAAGCACUUAGGGAAAGAAUACAGAAGGAAAAACGUGAGAAACUGUGGGAUCCAGUUCAUCGUGUUUGUUUGGCAGAAGCUUGCAAAAAACUUGAUGAGUUUGACAGUGCUCAUACAAAUUUGUCACAAGCAGAAAAGAUGGAACGUGAAGAACUCAACACUCAAGUAGAGAUGCUGAACUCUAUGGAAAAGAAAUACUGUGAUCUGGGUCCUUCUUACGAUUGCCUGGUAUGGCAUGAUGGUGAGACGUGGAGAGCCUGUGUAGAUACAAGUGACUGUGGGAAUCUCAGUAGCUGCAUUGUAUUGAGAAACUACAAUGAAGCUCAGGAAUAUGCAUCAUUUGGGUUAUCUGAGAUGCUGAACUACUCGGUCAAUAUUUAUGAUGAAGGAAAUACUCUCUGUAUUGUAACAAGUGGAGGGGCCCAUGGGACACAUGUAGCUAGCAUAGCUGCAGGUUUCUUUCCGGAUGAUCCUGAACGGAAUGGCAUAGCACCUGGGGCUCAAAUUCUUGCUGUGAAAAUUGGUGACACAAGACUUAGCACCAUGGAAACAGGCACAGGGUUGAUCAGAGCUAUGAUUGAAGCAAUAAAAUAUAAAUGUGAUCUUGUAAACUACAGCUAUGGUGAAGCUACACAUUGGCCUAAUGCUGGAUGUAUUUGUGAAGUAAUUAAUGAAGCGGUAUUGAAACAUAAUGUGAUCUACGUGUCAAGUGCAGGCAAUAAUGGACCGUGCCUUUCCACUGUAGGAUGUCCAGGUGGAACUACUUCCAGUGUCAUUGGUGUUGGUGCAUACGUUUCACCUGACAUGAUGGUUUCUGAAUACUCCUUGCGAGAGAAGCUGCCUGCCAACCAGUACACCUGGUCUUCAAGGGGUCCAUGUUCUGACGGAGCUCUCGGAGUGUGCAUCAGUGCACCAGGAGGUGCUAUAGCUUCUGUUCCAAACUGGACACUACGUGGAACACAGCUGAUGAACGGUACCUCAAUGUCUUCUCCAAAUGCGUGUGGAGGCAUUGCCCUGUUGCUUUCAGGCCUUAAAGCUAAUGGUAUUGGCUACAGUAUUCAUUUCAUUCGGCGAGCACUUGAAAACACAGCCAUGAAGAUUGAUGAUAUUGAAGUAUUUGCACAGGGACAUGGUGUAAUUCAGGUUGAUAAAGCAUAUGAUUACCUCAUACAAAACUCAUCCAUGACCAGCAGUAAUUUGGGGUUUAAUGUUGUUGUCGGCAAUCAACGGGGAAUUUAUCUCCGUGAUCCACACCAUGUAGCUGCACCUUCAGACCAUGCAAUAUCGAUAGAACCCGUCUUCCCUGAACAUGCAGAAAACUCUGAGCGGAUAUCUCUGCAACUUCACUUAGCACUAACCUGUAAUGCUUCUUGGAUUCAAUGCCCUAGUCACUUGGAGUUGAUGAAUCAAUGUAGACAUAUAACUAUACGAGUGAAUCCCUCUGGCCUUCGACAAGGGGCGCACUUUACUGAGGUCAGUGCAUAUGAUACCACAGCCCCUGAUGCUGGGCCUUUGUUUAGAGUUCCAAUAACAGUUAUCGUGCCCUCACGAUUACAUGAAACCUCGGGUUAUGAUCUUGUGUACACAGAUGUUCACUUUAAACCUGGCCAAAUCAGACGGCACUUUAUUGAAGUACCUUGGGGAGCUACUUGGACUGAGGUUACUAUUUCUUCACUUUCACCUGAUGUGUCCUCAAAGUUUGUCCUUCAUGCAGUGCAACUGGAAAAACAAAAAGCUUAUCGUACUAAUGAGUUCUAUAAAUUCACAUCACUCUUAGAGAAAGGAUCAUGUUGUGAAGCAUUUCCAGUUUUGAAUGGUAAAACGCUAGAAUUUUGCAUUGCCCGUUGGUGGGCCAAUCUUGGUGACGUCAAUAUCAACUAUACCAUUUCCUUCCAUGGAAUUCUUUGUACUCCCUCCCAGCUACACAUUAAUGCUUCAGAUGGAAUUACUCGUUUUGAUGUAACAUCCACAAUGAAAUAUGAAGAAAUUGCUCCCUGUAUUAGUCUCAAAUGUUGGAUUCAAUCCUUGAGACCACUUAGUGCAAAAACAAGGCCUUUGGGUCCACGGGAUGCAUUACCAAACAAUCGGCAGUUCUAUGAGAUUAUUUUGACAUACAGUUUCCAUCAAACAAAGAAUGGUGAAGCAACAAUCAGCUGUCCUUUGCUUUGCGAACUACUGUAUGAAUCUGAAUUUGAUAGCCAGUUGUGGAUGCUAUAUGAUCAAAACAAAAGACUUGUGGGCUCAGGAGAUGCUUACCCACACCAGUAUUCUCUGAAGUUGGAAAAAGGUGACUACACUAUACGUCUCCAAGUGCGAAAUGAACAACUUAGUGAGCUGGAGCGCCUUAAAGAUCUUCCAGUUAUUGUAUCCCAUAGAAUCCCCAGUUCUCUUAACUUAGAUGUUUAUGACAAUCACAGCAAUGCAUUAAUAGGCAAAAAAAAAGCCAACAGUGUAAUUUUACCACCAAGUUGCUCUCAGCCCUUCUUUGUUACUUCUCUUCCUGAUGAUAAGAUUCCUAAAGGAGCAGGACCUGGUUGUUUCCUCUCAGGAACUUUAACAUUGGCAAAGAGUGAACUGGGAAAGAAAGCAGGGCAGGCUGCAUCAAAACGUCAAGGAAAGUUUAAAAAGGAUAUGGUGUCUGUGCAGUAUCAUCUUAUACCAUCUCCAAAUAAACAGAAGAAUGGAAGCAAGGAUAAAGAAAAAGAUGUAGACAAAGAGAAGGAUGUGAAAGAUGAGUUCACUGAUGCUCUUAGAGACCUGAAGAUACAGUGGAUGGUCAAAUUGGACAGGAAUACAUUUUAUGAAGAAUUGAAAGAGUCUUACCCUACCUAUCUUCCUCUGCAUGUUGCAAGACUACAUCAGUUAGACAAUGAAAAGGAACUAAUUAAAAGAAUGGAUGCAAUAGUGGAAGCAGCAGACCAUGUCAUAUCUCAUAUUGAUCAGACUACAUUAGCGAUUCAUCUAGCUAUGAAGACUGAUCCCAGACCUGAAGCAGCUACUGUCAAGAGUGACAUGGAAAGACAGAAAUCGUCACUGAUCGAUGCUUUAUGCCGAAAGGGCUGUGCAUUGGCUGAUAUGUUUCUUCAGUUCCAUUCACAAGAUGGUGCAGCAUCAGAAGAAAUAGACAGCACAGGAGAUGAUCCCAAAGGCACCUUCAAAAGCUUGUCUGAAACCUUUUGGGAGAUACUUAAAUGGACAGAUCUUACUGAUUCUAAGGUUUUAACUUUUGCAUACAAGCAUGCAUUAGUGAACAAAAUGUAUGGUCGUGCUCUCAAAUUUGCAAUGAAACUUCUAGAAGAUAAACCAAAUAAGGAAAACUGGAAAAAUUGUAUUCAGGUAAUGAAGUUACUUAAAUGGAGCCAUUGUGCAUCAUUUGCAGAGAGUUCGCUUCCUGUAAUGUUUCCGCCAGACUACGCCCCAUUCUAGAAUAAAUGUUACAGACAUCGAAUUCAGUGAAGAAAAUUAACAAAUUUUAUACUGUUGUCUUUUUCUAAAAAGGCAGUUAUUUUAAGUUUGGACUUUUAUACAGUUUGUUUUCAUUCAUUAAUGAAUGCAAUUAUUAUAUGACAUGGCUGUUAUUGUUUGCCAUGAUAUCUACUCUAUUUAAAAAUUGUGUUCAAUUUUCUAUCAAAGCAUGGAUAAGUAAGGUUCUAUACCGCAUGAUUUCAGGGUUCCUUAGUUUAGUUGCUACUGUUUUGAAGUACAUCUGUAUAUUUUUAUUUAUUGAGUAUAUUUAGGUUUAUUGCCUUUGCGUGUUUGGAAAGAGAAACAUUUUUUUGCCCAGAAGUGGGCUUAAUCUAAUUAUGAUUUAUGUAUCUUAACUUUUAUCUCAGAAUUUCAGGAAAAUGUUUAUUUUUAAUAUAAAUAAACUCAUAGGCACUUUGUUUUCACAGCACAAUUUUCCAGAAGGAAAUUGAGUAAUGUUGGAAAUUGUGCUUCUUGCAAAUUUCCAUUUUAUCAUACCUGAGGAACUGAAAAUACACUCAUAAUAUGAAAGAGGCAAGUUCUAGAUGCAUUAUCCUAAAUAUGUUUACUGAAAGAAAUAUAUUUGACAUUUGAUUAUUUUCUUAAGUAAUUUGCCUAUACCCGUAUUCUUAUACCAUGAAAACAUUUUUGAAAACCUUUAGUGCUUUUCUACUUUGUUUGUCUAAUGAAACAAAGUACAGGUGCCUAGAAAUUCAGUUGCACAAUAGUGUUUUCUGGCAACUUGAUGCAAUUGAAGAUUCAUUUUCCUUUCCUGAGUGAAACACAAUAAUGACCAGACUCUGGUCAAUCUGUAUCACUCUGGAAAUUCAACCUGGCACUUCAUAAAUGUGUCAUCUUUGUAUCCUGAUGCCCAGCAUAACAUUAUUCCCUUUCUUUUACUCCCACUUCCUUUGGAGCACUGUGGGAGAACUCAGACCACAUUGUUGUGAGAGGAACCAUUGGGCUAAUCCUUGGAAAACCUGGUCUUCCAAAUGCAUUAUUGGACUAGGACUUCUUCGAGUCCCUUAUUUUCUUUCAUACCCACCCCAAGAUAGUGACCAACACUUUCCACACCUUCCCCACCCCCCCAAUUAAAUUCAGUUCCAUAUCCGCAUUACUCCUAAAUGUCCCAGUCCUGCAGUCCACUGAGUCCACUGGUGACAUGAAAUUCAGAAGCUUGCCUUCACCACUCGCUUAAUUCCCAAGCCUGACGAUGUAAAGCUUGGCUUGAUCUUUGGCAGCUGCCUUUUCCACCCAGUAUCCUUUCUGUAACUUUCAGAUGAAGGCCCCCAAACUACCUGACUCAUGGAACAAUCCCUGAUUCUUCCCUGCUCCCAUCUCCCACUUACCACUGCAAAGGGCUUCAAUGCCUCUCCCUUCCCACACUUAUAAAGCUCCAUUUUCUUUCUCCUCAAUGCCUCACCAUCAGUGUCUCCACUCAUUUCAAAUGUUCCUAGCCACAGCAGAAGUUGCACCCAGUCCUUUUAAGUUUGCAUUGUGGGAGCCGAUGGUCAAAGUGUCAUCACCCCCUGUCGCAAACCCUGUCUGAUGCACUGUUUUAGGUGCACUAAAACUUUAGGCCAGGUUUUUGAUAAGAAAUGUCAUUCAAAUCCUUCUCAUUCUGAUAACCUAAGUAAUAAAAUUAUAGGUAAUAUAUAAAGAAGACUAAUUAAUAUUUAGAAAAUUAUGCUAACUAAGCCUAAUUCCAAUAGGAAUGUUUUAGUUAUUUUGGGUAGUUUGAAGUUCAACUCUACUAAUCUUUGAGAACAGGUUUAAAAAAAAAAUUGGUACAUUGAAAGGGUUUGCUUGUUCAGCAGUGUAAUAACCUAACCAAAAGUUUAACAAAGCAGAACUGUUAACAGUGCCAGUUGCAUUGGAUAAAAUAUUGUGGUACAUUAUAAGUUGAAAUUUAAAAUCCAAUAUGCUAUCUUCAACUUGAACCUGGAUCCCAAUUUUUAAAAUGCAAUAUGGGUUUUGAUAGUUAUAAUGAAGGCCUAUGAACUGCAUCAUUUAAUGAGGUUAAUGCUGAUAUGUGACCCUACAUCAUAUAAGCAGUUUUAACCCCCCGCAACCCCCACUUCCAUCAACAUUUUUAGUUAUCUAAGAACUGAAAUUAACAAUUGCUUUUCUUCUACUUCUCUGUGAAAACAAAGUCCACAUUUCUUUCAGCAUUUAUGUGUAAUGUUCCCAAGUAUAACUCCUGAGAAGUAUGACUCUGAUUUAAAGACUGUCCAAUUGCAUACUGAGAUUGUGACCCUUGAGCCCUCAUCCAGGGCCAUUAGCAAUUCUUAAUAUCUCAAGAACUUUAAGUCACUCCUUAAUUUUUUUUAUUCCAGGCAUUCUGUAAUUAUUCCUCAACUUUUAACUACUCAAACAAUAUAUGGAGCUUCUGUUAUGCUAUAUUUCUUCCAAGUGUAAUAGGUCAUUGUAAAGAAGAGUUCUGACUUGCACUAUUUCUCUUGUAAUCUGACAGGAGCUUUGAAUACUCGGCUACUUAGGUCCUAAGUGAAUGACUAUAUAUUUGCCCACUUUGAAGUCUAUUUGUUGUCAUCUUGCUUUUAUUCUUUAAUAUUCUAUCCACCCUGGUUACAAUACUGUCAUCACUGGUAGACCUUGAAUAUGUGGCUUUACAUUAUCUGAAUUUUUUAAUGUUAUAUAUUGAAUAGUGGGGACCUCAGCAUAGGUCCUCUUAUCAUCACUUCCUAAUAUGCUAACCAGGUCAUUAAUUUGUUUUCAGUUGCUUGAGGAUCAAUUUUAAUAAUCUCUUAUCUGGGAAUUCCUCAAAUGCUGUCUAAAUCUAUACAAAAACACAUAAGACUAUAUCUCAGGCCACUAACUAACUUUUGUAAAAGAUUGGUUCGAUUUGUCUCAUGUGACCUUUCUUUUACAAGUCAAUGAUGACUGUCUCUGAUCCACCAAAGUUAAGAUGUUCUGUUUCUCCAUCCUUAAUUACAAGCUCUAGUAACCUCCUGACAACAGAUGUUAGGUUAAUCGGUCAGUAUUGGUGGAUGGGUGAGAGGAGGCGGGAUUUAAUGCCUACUUUGUUCUAGUUAAACAGAUAUCCAUGCGAGUGAUCAGGUUGAAAAUGCCAGAAUCAGUUCAGCUGUUAUUGCGAUACAUGUGGUGUGGCAUUUUGAUGUUGGGAGACCAUGGGAACAUGAUAACCAGUGCUGUUCCUGUGCUGGUGCCACCAACUUCAGCAAUAUGUAAGCGUGUACAACUAAAGAGUCCUUUUAAUAAAAUGCCAA
Molecule: messenger RNA, 7298 nt
Organism: Mobula hypostoma (lesser devil ray)
Lineage: Eukaryota; Metazoa; Chordata; Chondrichthyes; Myliobatiformes; Myliobatidae
Gene: tpp2
Product: tripeptidyl peptidase 2
Exons: 30
Coding region: 223-4011 (1262 amino acids)
Biological process (GO): proteolysis
Cellular component (GO): cytosol
Molecular function (GO): serine-type endopeptidase activity; tripeptidyl-peptidase activity
Source: RefSeq, a predicted model, not a curated record